Phasianus colchicus (ring-necked pheasant) is the source of this 1630-nucleotide messenger RNA. It is a transcript of the gene TSPAN10, whose product is annotated as tetraspanin 10. The record is from RefSeq and is a predicted model, not a curated record. Gene Ontology annotation, cellular component: plasma membrane. NCBI's taxonomy places the organism in Eukaryota, Metazoa, Chordata, Aves, Galliformes, Phasianidae.
CCCCCGAGCGGCGCGCCCCUGUCUUUUCGUUCCGCCGCCGCACACCACCACCUUAGUGCGCGGUCUCUCGAUAUCCCUACAUCCCCACCGAGAGGCUGGAGGGCAGAUCUCUCUGAGAAGGCUGUGGUUCUGAACCCAUUCUUUCCCCCCCUCCCCAGAACUGCUCUGAGACCACAAAUACUUCAUCCCCACCAGACCCUCAUUUCCUGCCCAUUUAUGGUGCCAGCCUGGGGGGCUGCAGGGGGAACCCAAGUGGGCCCAGCUGUGAGGCCGGCAGUCACAGCCCUAUUUAAGCCCCGGCCGCAGCCUCUCACAUGAUGGGAGCAUGACUGCAGCAGCUCUGAGAAGCAGCAUGGUGCUGGGCAGGGAGCAGCUGUCCCAGUUCUUUAGGCCCUAUGGGGAGGUGGGCAGCGGGGAGAGCAGCCGGCUGCUACCCCAGACGUCCCAGCUGGUGGAGCUGCCCCAAUCCUCUGAUGAUGAUGAUGACAUCUUGCUGCUGGGGGAUGCGGAUGAUCCUGUGGCCAAGCAUGACCCAGAGGAGUGGUGUAGCACCCUCUGCAAGCCAAGUGCCUUCAGCCACUGUGCGCGGCACUUAGCCUUCCUCUGGAACCUCCUCUUCCUCCUGCUGGGCCUGCUGACCCUGGGCAUAGGGGUCUGGGGGCUGCUGGACAAGGGCUGGCUGCAGGGCGAGCGCUUGGCCCCACUGGGCUCUGACCCCAUGCUGCUUUUCGUGCUGGCAGGGCUGGGGGCCAGCACCGUGUCCCUGGCUGGUUGCCUGGGUGCCCUCCGCUCCAGCGUCUGCCUGCUGCGCUUCUUCGUGGGGGCCGUGUUGGCCUUUGUGGGGCUGGAGGUGCUGGGAGGACUGCUGCUGCUGGUGGCUCGGCAGCGGCUGCGGGACGCGCUGCAGGAUGCCCUGCUGCUCUGCCUGCUGCGCUACCAGGAGGAGCCCGACCUGCGCUUCCUGGUGGACGAGGUGCAGCACAGCCUGCAGUGCUGCGGGCUCAGCUCCUACCGUGACUGGGAGAGCAACCCGUAUUUCAACUGCAGCUCACCCGGUGUGCAGGCGUGCAGUGUCCCAGCCUCCUGCUGCCUGGAUCCAUGGCAGAACGGCUCCAUCACUAACGACCAAUGUGCCUUUGGGGUGCUGCACCUGGGGGACAUGGCAGCUGCUGGUGUGGUGCACCUGGGGGGCUGUGUGGUUCAGCUGGGUGCCUGGCUGCGUGCACAGGCUGGAGGCAUUGCCACCGGUGCUGCUGUGCUGGUGUUGCUGGAGGCCACCGGGCUGCUCCUGGCACUGAAAGUGCUGGCAGACAUUGCACCUGGUGGGACACAGGGCUGAGGGUGUGCUGUGGGGCUGGAGAGGAUGCUGAGCUCCCUGCGCUCUCCUUCCCAUCCUUUGUUGUACCUGUGCAUCCCAUAAUAAAUCUCUGAACCCUGCCUGGGUCUGGUCUAUCUCCUCUCCAUCCUAUCCUCUCCUGUGUGGUUGCCCACCCUCACAGCACAGGUAGAAGCUUUCUGGCCCCAGACCAUCACACCAGACUCCCGUGUUUAUUUCAGGUUUUAAUGAGUGUUUCUCCAAGCUAUGCCCCACUAUGUGGAUGGGGCAGUUUCUAAAAAAAGCACUGCUAUA